AUGCGAAAGUCUGUGACAGCGCUGCUGCUAUCUCAGCCAUGCUCGUCCCGGUACGCUGCAGCCAUCUCCGCAGCCUCCACUUCGGGUCUCCGGGCUCCUCUGCCUUCCAGAAAAGUCGCGCGGACCCUGAGCACAUCCGCUCGAAGGGAAGAAGUAAAGGCUGCCCAGCCGCAGACCCUAGCUGCGGAGAAUAUCGAGCUAUCAGCUCCAGUAGCGUAUAUUUCGGAAUCGCACGACCCGUGGUUCAACCUUUCCUACGAAGACUGGCUUCUUCGCAAUACUCCGCGUGAUCAGCCCGUGCUGUUCGUGUACCGCAAUCGCCCCUGCGUAGUCAUAGGGCGAAACCAGAAUCCAUGGCAAGAGACGACACCUCGUCAGCUCGCAGAAUGGGGCAUCCCACUCGUCCGCCGUAGAUCAGGCGGAGGGACAGUCUUUCACGAUAUGGGCAACACCAACUUCUCCAUUAUGCUCCCCCGUCUUCUCUUUACUCGCGCACACGGUGCCGAGCUCGUCUCUCGGGCCAUCCGGGAAAGACUAGAGAUAAAAGAAUGUACGGUCAAUGAGCGGAACGACGUAUCUGGUUCAGCUUAUAAGAUCAUCCAGCAUCGAGCAUAUCAUCACGGAACGAUGCUCAUCAGCUCAUCACUCGCCGACUUGGGUAAAUCGCUUCGGUCCAGCUCUCCCAAUAUUCAAGGCAAAUCAGUCACCUCCGUCCGAUCCCCCGUCAGCACCCUAAACACCUACCUCCCCUCCUCCCGCUCUGAGCCCCUCACACAUCAAGAAUUCACCUCAGCCAUCCAAGCCGAAUUCGCCAAGGUCUACGCUGGCGCUGACGGCCGCAAAGGAUCUAUGGAAAUCAAAGCUGUGACUGAAGCGGAGACAGAGGGGAUGCAUCCUGGAAAGGAGAAGAUAUGGAAAGGCGUCGAAGAGCUCAAAUCGUGGGAAUGGACAUUUGGGCAGACGCCUGAAUUUGAGAAUCGGUUUGAAGGAGAGUUGAGCUUUGGAAGAGUAUCGGUGCAUCUGUCCGCACGGCAUGCUCUCAUUCAGUCAAUGAACCUGCGUGUCGACUCCGCCCCACCCGAAACCCAAGCCUCGCUCGAUGCCCUGGCCGCCUCUCUCGUCGGGAAGCGCUACGCCAGCCUAGAGGGCGCCGAGGAAGCCUCAGGAACUUCUGCGAUCCGGGACGAGGUCCUAUCUUGGCUUAGAUCCAGCAUGUGA
Molecule: messenger RNA, 1218 nt
Organism: Dioszegia hungarica
Lineage: Eukaryota; Fungi; Basidiomycota; Tremellomycetes; Tremellales; Bulleribasidiaceae
Exons: 8
Coding region: 1-1218 (405 amino acids)
Biological process (GO): protein lipoylation
Cellular component (GO): cytoplasm; mitochondrion
Molecular function (GO): lipoyltransferase activity
Source: RefSeq, a predicted model, not a curated record